Molecule: messenger RNA, 3589 nt
Organism: Ectocarpus sp. CCAP 1310/34
Lineage: Eukaryota; Phaeophyceae; Ectocarpales; Ectocarpaceae
Source: the annotation of a GenBank genome assembly
AUCGUGCAUGCGAUUGGCAUCAUCUGUCUCUAGGCUGCCGUGCAGGGCUCGGAAGACUCUGUAGCUGAAUGCAUUGAUUCGUGCAUUAACGUGCAGGCUUGCUCGGAGAUGGAGCGCCACGGCAUGGAAGAGUCGUUUCAACGCACGACAGCAGUCGGAGAAACACAUCCGAGCCAAACACCUACUGGCGGUACGCACAAGAACAAUACAAUAGUAGGCGAUUUCCCCAGCGAAAGUCCCCCUGCUGCUGCUCCCGUGCCAGCUCUAGGCAGGCCUCGGACUCCCGGCUCGGUUUCGGCCGUGAAGGAUGGAAAGAAUUUGUUAUCCGCGUUCAGACGCAACAAGCGGCGGAACCGAGACGCUAUCGGCGGUGGUACAACGAGCACUCCUCCGGCCAUCCCUGUUCCGCAAAGCCACGUCAAUCACAGCAACCCUUCUUCGGAGGGGACACUUCCUGCCGACAAGAGCAUCGUAGACAAUAUCGUCAGGUUUCAGUCUGGAGCCCCAGAUCUUGCGCGCAACCUCGAGGCCCCGUUGGAUGCUUCGUUGCCCCAGCACCGUCGUGCUCAAGCCCAGCACGAUAACGUUGGCGGAGACGGUGGCAGCGUUGGUGGCGAUGGUCUUACGAGUGAAAGGAACGAUGGGGAACCAAAGUCCGAGAAGGACCUUGAGGUGGCUACUGAAAGCCGUUCUAACGGCGGCGCUGUUGCUGUUGCAUGUGGUGCAAGUGGUUACGCAGCUGAGUUGUCUGCUGGCGAUGAGGCAGGUGACUGCUGUGGUGCUGGCGAUGUUGACGACUCUGUUGCGACGGCCGCCGCCGCCACUGCCGAUGCCGAUGCCGAUGCCGAUACCGAUGCUGCAACAGCAGCCUCGAAAGCUUCUCCGCCGAAGAAAGACAACAGCACAACUAGCGAGGGGUCACCUCCAAGACCAACGCCCGAGAUUGUGCGACAGGCAGCGCGAACGUCCCAGGCCGCCUUCCUGUCCAGCGUCCUACCGACGCAAAACUUGGACUUCGACACUGCCAACAGUGACAGCUCAAACCCUUUCACUCGCGCAGCCCUGCCAGAAAGUCCGCCCAACGGCCGCCACAGGAGUCCCGUAGUGGGGCCAGGAGAACCUGGCCGUGCGUCAGGGAUCGGGGGGGGCGGGGUUUCAGGCUUGGGUGCAGCGAUUUCGUCAGGAAAUGGUGUGGGGCUGACAAGCUCCGACACGCGGGCUGCGGCCCGGUGGGCCUCGAUGCGGCGUCUUGAAGACCAAGGCGCGGGGCUCGGCAACGCUGCGGAUCAUCAGCUGGCUCGGGCGCUUCAGCUCUGCAGAGAUCUUCGUGGACUGAAGGCCGGCAUGGGAGGCGGGUCCCAAUCGGGGCACGAGCGAGCGUCCCGGCUCGACGCUCUCCAGUCGACCCUCCAUGGCCUUGAAGAAGUCCUGUCCAAGCGGCGCGUCGUUGACCAGACAGCCAGGGCAGAGGCGGAGGCCCUAGGCGGACCGGCCUCCGUGUGGAGCCUGCUGAACGGCGACGAAGGCAGCGGUACCGACAAGGAUCAAACCCAGGUUUCUUCUUCGGGAAGACGGGAGGGAGCGGCCACAGGGACGACGACCGCGAUUGGCGGCGGCAGCGGGGGUUGGUUGACAGGCUCACAGCUCAAGGCUUUCGAGAAGAAUGUCGAGGCCAGGACUUCGAUAGAGAUAUCGGCGCUCGAAUCUGAGCGGCGGAAGCUGAGGAGCAAAGUGGAAAUGUUCCAGAGACAGGUGCAACUCCUGCAGCGGGAUGGCGCGGGACACUCUCCUGCCCCGGCGAACGGCAGCACGGGCAAGAUCGGCGGCUAUCCCGCCGCCGCUGCCGCCGCCACGAGCGAAGUUGACAAUGGUGCCGGCGGCAGGUUCGGUGCGGCCGCUGGAGAAAAGCGCUUUGCGGACCUGCUGGACGCUCGCCUUGGCGAAGAACGCAUCGUUCAGGCCACACUUGAGGCGGAGCUGGCCUCCCUCCGACGAACCAUCGAGGAAAAAGACGGCCUCAUCGGUGCCCUCCGCGAGGCCCUACGCUCGGCCGCAACGCCCGCAAGAGGUGGCGAUGCUGCAACCGCGAGGGCGGGCACACUUGCCGGGCACGGUGCGGCGCAAUCAUCAGCACGCCGGAGGAGCGCCGACGGCAUGUCCACGCCGCGCUCCGCCGACGACCAUGCAGUGGUGCCCACACGGGGGGUGUUAUUGCCCCGCAGCAGUGACAGCAGCCGAAGCCUAGGUCGUUAUCACUCGCGCUCGUCGCGUUUCCUCAGCGCUCAGGGGCCGGUGGCGGCGGCGGCGGCGGCGGCGGCAGAAGCGGCCGCUGCGGUUGCUUCGCGCCAUGAGCGCGCGGGACCGUGGAGCGGGAAAUCGUCUGUUCACGGCAGCAGGUACGCCGCCACCGGCGAGGACAGAGUCGAAGAAAUUCGGCGCCCCCGCCCGAUCGGCGACGGCAACGACGACGCGGAUUCGACAGUGUCGGCCGUUGGCGGAGUCGGAGGAGCGUCCGACGAGGUAACGGCGCGCAGCGGCAACACCAGUGCCACUACGGAAGCAGGCCCCGUCGCCACCUCUAACGGCGGUGAACACGCCGCUGCCGCGGCGACUAUGUUUAGGAACCGGACUGGUGGCGAUUUCUCUGGGCGAGGAACUGCCCCGGAGAGUGCGGAGGGAAACGCUGACAUCAUUUCUCAGGCAACGGCGAUGACCUCGUCGGCUUUGAGGAUGCUGUGGAACUCGGCCUGGGGGAUGGGAUCGAGAGUGAGGCUAGACGGUGGUGGCGAUGUCUUGGAGUCUCCGAGGAAAGCACAGCGACAAGGAGGGAGUUCAUCACAUGCCGUGCUGAUUCUGUGAUGGAUUGGUUUCCAACAUGGCAGGACAGCAGUCCUCAUCUGGAAAUUGAACGGGGAGAAAGGAUUCGUGUGAAGAGUGGAUGAACGUUUUGAAGCAAAGUUUUCCGAGGAAAGGGACGGUCGUUGUGAACAGUUAAUUGAGGGUUUGGAGCAACUCUCGGUUACUGUCUUGUCUCUCCGAGAGGCAGCGGGUGCGAAGUUGUAAUGUUUAAAUGUACGGUUUUUAUUGUGGAGCAAGAAGUGUUUUGGGGAGAGGUUGCGGUGGCCUUUCAUGUUACCCAGUUUCGACUUUCAUUGGAUGCUUUGGUAUAUUUUGUACGCGGCACUACUGUACAUUGGCAAACAUUUCAUGUUCUGCUAAAAAUAACAGCAAAAGGUACGGACGUAGAAUCAGGAAAUGUUUAUCUCCCCCUCCCCCACAGGUUUAGCACUGUCCGCGGUGCGCCGACCACGAUUGAUCAGUGGGGCAAGCGUAGUUGUAUGCAUAGCCCUUCCAUGGAUGGUGGCUCUUCCAUGCGCCUGCAAGAAGAAUACUUGGCUCUUCUUACUCCUCAAACAUUGUCCUCACGUUGUGCGUAGUCCCCGCGACAGGCGACAGGCGGACUUGUGUGCGCUUGAUAAUUCAGCGCGGUGUGCAUCGACACGCCUAUCCAGGGGAAUCGUGGCCAUGUCGACGUGCAGUUUGAAAAGGGGGCCUUGCUAGCAUUCCCGCAGUUCGGCGUAGGAUGCUU